This is a messenger RNA of Rubroshorea leprosula, 2017 nucleotides long. The record is from the annotation of a GenBank genome assembly. NCBI's taxonomy places the organism in Eukaryota, Viridiplantae, Streptophyta, Magnoliopsida, Malvales, Dipterocarpaceae.
GCUGACAUUGACAAAAGAAAAGAAAGGGAAACUUCUCACUUUUGGAGGAACAAAACCCUAAAAGCUCUGCAAUUUUCGAUUGGAUUUAUUGACUUUUUACAAUCAAAUCAGAUUGUAUACAUGGACUCGUCCUCCAAAAGUGGAGAAAAGAACUAUGAGAGACCAGAAAUCAGAGAUCAAGAAUAGGAGGAAAUUGAGGAUCUGGUAUGUUCCACCUUUUGACUAUGCGAAUCUUUUGAAUAAUGUUUUUGGGUGGUUAAAGAAUGUAGAUGUAGUAAGUGAGGUUGGUGGAUGUUGGAGCGAUGAAGAAGAAGAAAAUGAAAUAUUUAACGGUGGAGUUGCUAGUGGGGUCCACAAUGAAGUUGGAAUUGAAGACUUCAAUAUUAUCACUAUGGACAGUGGUAUGAUAGAAGAUGUCCCUGAAUUGUCUGACAAUGAAGAUGAGGAAACCAUUGAAGUUAGGAAAAUUUUGAGAAACUUCAUAGCUUCUCAAGGAAAACCGAGAAUUGAGAAUGAGCAAUCAAAAGAUAUUGUGGAAGUGGAAUCUUCUAAUAUUGAUAUUGGUGCAGGACAUAAUGAUGCAGUAGUAGAAAUUAAUGAUGGAGCAAUCCAAUCUAAUGAUGAUGUAAGCUAUAUUACAACAGGUGAUAAGGAUGAUGGUGAGGCUGAACAUGGUAGAAGAAGAAAGGCUAUACAUUCGUUGUUCAAGGAAAAUGAAGAUUGGCCUAUGAUAGGUGUUGUGAACAAGAGGUUUACUUCACGGCAUGCAACUAAGCAUUUAGUUAAUACUAGAGGAGCAAACUCUUUGUAUGUGAAUUAUGAUAGCAUUUUUCAAGCCAUUUGGAAUGAGAAGAAUAUUGAGAUAACUUUCGUGCAAUGUAAGAAGAUGAAGCAACAGCUGAAAAGGACUUUUGAAGGCACUUCCAAGGCUGAAUAUGCCAUGCUUUUCGACUAUGCUACUGAACUAAGGUCAAAAGAUCCAAAAGCAAAUAUUGUUCUCCAUACGCAUAGACCCACAACAGAUGCUAUCAUUGGUGUUGAUGGUGCCUAUCUUAAAGGCGCUCACAAAGGAGAAUUGUUGACAGUAGUGGGAAGAGAUGCAAACAAUCAAAUGUUCCCGAUAGCAUGGGCAGUGGUUGAGGCCCCUCAAAAUGUAAAUGGCAAUGAGGGACAAGUUCUUGUGACUGAAGCAUCAAAUCCACUAGCUACCACUGAAGAACAACAACUCACCCUUGUCCAACAACUUACUCCUGUCCAGCAACUUGCUCUUGUCCAGCAACCCAGCAAAAGAGUCAAGCUCCCUAUUAAAAGGUCUUCAUCUUCAAAAGUUGCUCAAACCCCUCCUCUUGAUGGUACAUUAUCAAGUGAAGCAACUCUUGUCCCAAGGGAAGCAACUCUUGUCCCAAGGGAAGCAACUCUUGUCCCAAGGGAAGGGGAUAUUUAAACUCAUAUCAAGCAUCCCAAAAAAAUGCCAAGACACCAGCAAAAAGGCAAAAGCAAAAGGUAAUUUAUUAUUAAUUUAGUAUUGUUGCACUAUUUUUUGAAAAGAUGCAGUACUUAGUCUUUAAUUUGUUUGUUUCUUGAAAUUCCAGGCAGAGUUUUCUGCUUCUUACGCCAACAUGCAUUUUCAUUAAAGUCAUGCACUUGAUUCACUUGAUUUUGUAAUUGUUUUCUGCUUCUUAUGCCAACAUGCUUGCUUCUUUAUUUAUGUCCAUGUGGGAUGAAAAACCUUUUUCAAUUAUGUUCUCUUGGAUUUUUGCUUUCAAACUAUCCAUGAACCACUUGGAAGCUACAUAAUUUGCUUUAAGCAAUUCUCCCCACUAUAGAUGUUUCUUGUCUUUUGUAGUUUCCAUUAUAACUCUCUUCUAUUGAUCUGUUCUUAUCUCUUUAAUGCGUAGAUGGGAUGACAGAUUUAGAGCAAAGUGAAAGUAGUAGUGUUGUGUUCUUUUAGAUUAAGACUAAAUCAUGCGCUUCAUGUAGAAGUUUUCUUCUUUUAGUUUUUGCUAGAUACUAUACA